CGAAGAUUUGGGGGGUGAGCGCAGAAACCAUUCAUCGGCGCGCAGACGGCGCCUCGCCAUGGAUGAAGUGCACUACACAGAGUUUGAGAAUCCCAAGUUCGAUGCCAAGGAGCUGGUGCAGCGCUACCGCAAGCGGGUGCCUCUGCCGCAGCUGCAGAAGAGCCUCCGAACGCAUCACGCCUCGGCGCGGCAGGAGCUGGUGGAACUGAUCAAUGAGAAGUAUGCGGACUUCGUGAGCUUGUCCUCACGGAUGCAAGGGGUCGAGCGGGCGCUGAAGCCGCUGCGCGCGCCCUUGGAAGAGUCUGCAGAGCUGACCAAAGGACUGCACAGCAAACUUGGAAGUCUUUUGCAAAAGGCAGAAGAAGCUCACCAAGGGCUGGUGCGGAUCGGAGCUCGCAAGGACGCGCUUCGGGCAUACAUCGAGAAUGCCAGGCUUUUAGAAAAGGUCCGCUCAUCGGGCACUGGAAUCGAUGCGGCGAGGCCGCGGAACCUCCAAGAGGCGGUGGCGCGGGACCUGCGGCGGAUCCGUCUGAGCCUGCAGGGAGCUCAUGCAGCGUCGCCCGAGUGUCAGGCGUUGCUGGAAGAGGCCAUGUCCUUCCAAGAGGAUUUCAGCCAGAAAUUGGUGGAGCAGCUGCGGCCUUUGCUGCUUUGCUCGAAGCGCUCCUGGGAUGCUGCGGGUGAAAUACCCAACACUGAGUUCCUGGCGAUCUGCCAACUCAGCCGUGCGCUGUGCCACCUGGGCCAUGCUGCACUGGUGGAGCAGAGCUUCGGAGAGGUCUUCGUGCGAGCGAAGCUCGAGGAGCUCAGUGCCACAUGCAAUGCGGUGGCGGAGGAGCAGAAGCGGAAGGCCAUGGCCAUGGCGGAAGGCUCCAAGAUGGUCAGCGCGGGGGCGGUGGAUCUGGCUAUUUUCUUCCAUUCAGUGCAGGAGACCUUCUUCACGGAGGCCUCUGCGUUGCUGUGGUUCGCCCGCCGCUGGAGUAGUGGGAGCUCUGGAGAUGUGGAGAUGCCUCGCGUCAGACUGCUGGCAGAGGCGCUGGUUCUGCCCUGCCUGCAAAAAGUGCAGGAGGUGUGGCCCAACGUCUUUAUGCCCGCUUUCCCGGACACCUUCGCGGCCAACUACCGGCACUUCAGCAGCUUCCUGCGCCAGGCAGAGGAAGUCAUGGAGGUGAGCGAAGCUGGAGAGCUCCAAAGGAAGUUGGUCGACUUCCAACGAAAGUGGAAGACGCAGGUCUACUGCUCCCUCCGCACGAAGGAGGCGGCACAGCGCCUGGACACCGCCGCCCAGAAGCUCACGCUCGACUCCGCCGAGCCCGGUGGCGUCUACUGGCUUCCGGUCUCUGGCGAGCUCAUCAGGACCAUCGAUCUGGUCUGGAAGGCUUGGUAUUUGAGCUGCUUGUAUCCCAAGAUGGCCCGACUCUCGCUGGAGCUGGUGGCCAAGUACGGGAAAGCCAUCUCGGCCUUCGUGGAGACGAGCGCUGGUGGUGCUUGGGAUGCUGCACAGCAAGGUUGGAGUGCAUCCUCCUUGCCGGUGCGCUUCGCACGCGCCGCAGCGGACGUCUUGCAGGUGAUUGCCAGCUUCAGCGUGGAGGGGUCACCAGGGCUUGUAGCCCAGCUCUUCUUGGAGCCAUUGGAGUCAGAGAAGCCACGAGAGGUGGCUAAGGUGCUGCUGAUGGAGGCAGCUCGGAGUCUGGAGCCAAUGCUGCUUUUGUUGAAGGAUGGGAUGGUGAAGCAAGUGGUGGCCGCCAUGGGGACGCCCUUCGCGGCGAUCCGCGGGAUUCCAGCCUUCUACCGGAUGCUGAACAAGCCGGUGCCCACCAAAGCCUCGCCCUAUGUGGAGUCCUCCUUAAGGCCUCUGACAGCCUUUCGUGAUGUCUUGGUGGGUUCCAAGAUAGCUGAAGACUUCGUCAGGGCUUGGCUCAAAGAAAUGGUGGACGGAGCGGCGCAAGAGUUCGCGGUGCAGGCGACGCAACUCAUUGAGAUGACCCAUCAGCAGGAGGCCUCCCUGCGCCGCCUCGCUGGACGAGGCGACGCCAAGGGCGAUGACCAGGUGUCUGAUUUGGACAAGAUCUACCUCCAACUCUGUCUUGACGUGGAUACCUUCAGUUCCAUGGCCUCAGCGACCGCUGGGUCAAAACCGGAGGGUCUCCAGAAGUUGACGGAGGCCGUGUCUGGCAUUCGUCGCACGGCCACCUAGUCGACGGCACCGUCGCGGCCGAGAUAAAAAAAAAGUGC
Molecule: messenger RNA, 2232 nt
Organism: Durusdinium trenchii
Lineage: Eukaryota; Dinophyceae; Suessiales; Symbiodiniaceae
Source: the annotation of a GenBank genome assembly